Etheostoma spectabile (orangethroat darter) is the source of this 2326-nucleotide messenger RNA. It is a transcript of the gene wbp2, whose product is annotated as WW domain binding protein 2. The transcript has 8 exons. Gene Ontology annotation, biological process: positive regulation of DNA-templated transcription. Gene Ontology annotation, molecular function: chromatin DNA binding; transcription coactivator activity. The coding region runs from base 201 to 995 and encodes 264 amino acids. The record is from RefSeq and is a predicted model, not a curated record. Gene Ontology annotation, cellular component: nucleus. NCBI's taxonomy places the organism in Eukaryota, Metazoa, Chordata, Actinopteri, Perciformes, Percidae.
CGUCACUUGGUGGGCGUUCAUAGAUGGUGGGCGUGCCACACGUAUGGCGGAAGAGCAGGUGCAUCACCAAAUCCAGCAGCAUUAUCACAACAAACGUUAUCAACAGUGAAAGAAAGGCUGCCGAGACUGCAGUGCGCCUUCUGAUAGAGAAACAUAACCGUUAAUCUGGUUGUUGUCGGAGAGUCCGAAGGCCCGUCGACAUGGCUCUGAACCAGAACCACUCGGAGUCCGGCGGCGGAGUCAUCAUCAACAAUAGUGAAAGUGUGUUGAUGAACUAUGAUAACGUGGAGCUGGUUUUCUGUGACACGGACAGUCUGCCCGAAGCCUUCAGAAAGAGCAAGAAGGGCAGCAUCUACCUGACUCCGUACAGGGUGAUCUUUGUGGCUAAAGGGCGGGAUGCGCUGCAGUCUUUCAUGAUGCCCUUCUACCUAAUAAAGGGCUGUGAGGUCAAACAACCUGUAUUGGGAGCCAAUUACAUCAAGGGGACGGUCAAUGCAGAGCCUGGAGGUGGCUGGCAGGGCAGUGCUAUGUUCAAGCUCAUCUUUGCUGCUGGAGGAGCUAUAGAGUUUGGCCAGUACAUGUUGCAGGUUGCUGCUCAGGCAUCAAGAGGUCAGCCAGUAACUCCUGGGUUUGGUGGGUGCCCCUACAUGGCCAAUGGGGCUUAUUCUUACCCUCCUCCCCCUACUAACGGGAUGUACCCUGCUGGACCUCCACCUGGCUACUCCUACCCCAACCCUCCUCCACCAGAUGGAUACUAUCCCAACCCUCCAGCGUUUGAUGCUUCUGCGGCCUACAUACCUCCGCCGCCUUAUUCUGCCCCUCUAGGUCAGCAGCCCCCACACGACCCUGACCUCCCCUCCUCAGCAGCAGCGGAGGCCAAAGCAGCCGAGGCAGCAGCAAGUGCCAGCUGUGCCACGCUGCCUUCUACACAUGUGUACCUGCCCCAGGACAAGCCCCCUCCCUACUCCCCUCCAGAAGACAAGAAGAACCAGUAGACCUGCUUGAUCUCCCCCUCGUCCCUCUCCGUCUCAUGUUCUCUCUAUUCUACUGGAUCACCUCAUUUAAUUAACACGACAUCAGGAAGGGUUUCCUUUUUAACUUGGUCCCCUCUUUUUCAUCUUCCUAGUCUGCUUCCAACACAUUCCUUUUGGUUUCCCCUUUUUUUCUCAUUCCAUUGCGUUUCCACCUUAGCCCAUACCUUUUUACAUAAUUAAUAUACUGUGUUAUCUGUUUCAGUUUCUUCAGUUUUUUCUUUACCUGAUGGAAGUUAAAAGUAUUUGUAGCGAUCUUUGAGAGAAACGAGAAGGUUGUUUAGGCCAAAGUUGUCAGGGUUUUGGUUUUAUUUUCCAAUGUGGUUGACAGUAGCUUUGUAACCUGAUUAGCUAAUUUAGUCCCACGAUCCCCACUGCCAUCCUAAACUUGAGUUAUGUUUUGACACUCACAUAUAAUUUUCUACAACUGUCUAUUAAACUGGACCGAAUCUAAAGAUGUUAGUUACUUUGCUAAUCUAAUCAGAGGCAAGCUGAAUGCAGUGUUUUAUUUUUCUAUUAUUUGUGUGUACAGGCUUUUAAUAUGUAGACUUUUAAAAUGCGAUAUUUUCUCACAACACUAACCUAGAGAAAACCUAGCUUUUGUAAAGAGAGCGAUUGCCGUGUGGCCUGGUCUGCUUCGACAUGUUUUAGUGGAUGAGAGGACCAUAAAGAUUAGAGCAGCGUUGAGCCCCCGCAGUAAAUCCCUGAUCCGAGGUUAGAGCAGCGUGGGACGCACUGCCAGGGAGGGAUUAUCUUGUAUGUGCAAAAAGCAGAGCAGUCACCCAAUGAUGUCACUUCCUGUUUAGCCUCUGAACAUUCGAGAAAACAAUUGGUCAGACUCAACACCAGCCGGCUUCACCUUCCAUCCUCCUAAUGUAAAUUUUAAACAUAAUGGAAACAAACGAGACCAUUAGAGGCCGUUUCUACUUUCUGUGGUCUCGAUCUAAACUCUCCAGUUUGAGGUCAGUCUUUAAAUCUGAUCUGAGCACCUCGGUAUUUGAGCCUCCACUCUUCCUUCCUCUGUAGUCACUUAUCUUUAUACUGUAUCUGUGGCACAUCCGUGGCUGAUUCUUUGCACUUUCAGAAUGCUAUGCAUCGGGCUCCUGUUUGCUCUGUCAUGGCUGUGUAUUAUUAUAAUAAUAAUAAUAAUAAUAAAGCUCUGUAUUUAUUUCAAACUAACUUAUUGAAUAAUUCAUUUACAUUGGCUCAAGUAAGAAAAACAAAGCAUGAUCUCAACUAAUGCAUGUAAGCAUUGGAUUGGAUUUUAUUAAAUGGAUCUUGAUUCAUGUGAAACA